Molecule: messenger RNA, 510 nt
Organism: Manduca sexta (tobacco hornworm)
Lineage: Eukaryota; Metazoa; Arthropoda; Insecta; Lepidoptera; Sphingidae
Exons: 2
Coding region: 142-453 (103 amino acids)
Source: RefSeq, a predicted model, not a curated record
GUGCGUUUGCUAAUGUCCAAAUGACAAUUGACAUUACCAGUUAUAAUUUAUGUGUUGGUUCAAAUAACAUUUUAGCUUCUGUAAAUAACUUAAGAGAAAGAUAUAUUCGUACAAUUAAUUUUGUGUGUCUGCAAGUGUAAAAUGGCUACAGAAGUAAUGAAGCUUGAGGUGGAAUCGGAGUCGUGCUGCGUGUGCGGCAACACCAGCGGCGAGUUAUUGACGCCAGAAGAGCAUGAUGCGGGUGCUUCCCUGGGGCAGGUGCCGCUUCGGGCCAUGCUGCUGCAGCUCAACAAUAGUAAGGUGGUGCCGGAGGGCCGGCUGUGUUCCAAUUGCAUUCGGCGCACACUGGAGGCGUAUGAGUUCAGCUCGGCGCUAUCGGCGCGCGGCGUGCCUCCACUCAGCGAGAAGAUCAGAGCACUCCGGAGAAGGUCAUCAUUGUUUUGUAUAGCAUAAAUAGGAUUUUUGCAAAGUGACAGUAAAGUUUAUAUGUAUAUUUUUUGCAAACAUAGA